CGGCAAUUGCGCACACCUUCGUCUCUCUCUCUCCAAACACAAGACAGGCGACAGACAACAGUGAUGGGUGCGACAGACAUGCUGCGCGGUGGCUGCCCUGUCAUCCAUAAGAAGGGUGAUGACGGUGCAGGUGGAGAGCAGACGGAGGUGAUGCAGGCACCAGCCAGCUGCGCGUCUGAUGCGGGUGCGAGCGUGAACCCAAACAACCAGAUGCUGAUUCAGGAGAAGCAGGCACCAAGCAUUGGGCAGAGCGCACCGCUUCCAACCAACCGCGUCAUCUCCUCCAUCCCCAAGGCCGACUUUACCCCAGCCCACCAAGAGCAAGGCGAGUCCCAUUGGCACUACCCGUCGGAGCAGAUGUUCUACAAUGCCAUGAAGCGCAAGGGGUGGAAGCCCGAGGAGCGGGACAUGUCCACGGUCCUCGCCAUCCACAACGCCGUCAACGAGACGGCAUGGCGGCAGGUGCAGGAGUGGGAAGGCCUCCACGCAGAGACUUCUGAGGAGGUGAAGCUGACUCGGUUCAUGGGCCGUCCAAAGGACCUAACACCAAAGGCCUUCUUCCGCGGUCUCCUCGGGCCAAUGAGACGCCCGUUUUACCCUCACGCAUUGGUAUGUAAUGGCGCCGUGGACGAAGGAGCGCUGGAUUCGCCGACAAGCGUGCUGGACCGCGUGCGUAUGGGGUUCAAGCGCAUCUUUGCGUCGCAGCCGCCACUCAAGAGCAGCUCCGUCGUGCCCACACUCGUCACCCGCGACACAACCCCACACACCGGCACUGGCAGCACUGGCAGCAGCACACCUGCAGCAGCUGACAAGGCUUGA
Molecule: messenger RNA, 819 nt
Organism: Salpingoeca rosetta
Lineage: Eukaryota; Choanoflagellata; Craspedida; Salpingoecidae
Exons: 5
Coding region: 64-819 (251 amino acids)
Biological process (GO): cytochrome c-heme linkage
Cellular component (GO): mitochondrion
Molecular function (GO): holocytochrome-c synthase activity
Source: RefSeq, a predicted model, not a curated record